GGUUUGUUGUCAUACACACACCGACUGUCUCCGCUUUUGGAUCCGUGUUUCACCCUGAAAGCACUUUUAAUCCCAGUGUGUGUGUGUGUGUCUUUGUCGCUUCCGUGCCGUGUGUGUGCGCACAGUGUUGGAAUGGGUCCAGACGGACAGGUGACCCAGAGUUAACCGACACACAACGGAACACCUCCACCGUAGCUCUCUCUCCGUUCCUCCGCUGCAACCAGCCGCUACUCUCCCCGGGGUUGACCCGCUCCGCCUCGCCCUCCCACCGGACUCCUCCUCGGUGUUCACCUCGGCAGAAGAAAUGUCGGGGGACAAAACAAACAUUCCCAACGAACUGUUCGAGAGCGUGCGGGAGGCGGUGGGCCGGACGGUGAAGCUGACCCUGAGGCGCAAAGUCCAGCUGGAGGUCAAAGGUGACAAGGUGGAGAACAGAGUGCUGGCCUUGGCGUCUCAUCGAGCCUAUCUGCUGACAGCACGGGUCCCUUCCAAGGUUGAACACUCCUUCAGCUACCUGGAUAUCCAGGGAAUCAGCAGCAACAAGCCCACUCAGUUGGUGUUGGAGUAUGAGCGGGGUCCAUGGAACCUCCGGCUGGGCUCAGUGGAGGAAGUGGACGAGGUGAUCGCCCACAUCGGCAGCUGUCUGCACCGCAUCAGCCCCGCCGUCUCACCUGUGAAGGUGAUGAGGAAGUUGAGUUUGAAGCCCCCAGAGAGGACGGCGGCCCUCCAGGCCAUCUGGGAUGAGCAGGGCUCGGCAGAUCUGGGACCCUGUGGCGGUUUUUCUCAUCAGUACUGGUGUGUGUGUGAUUACCUGGGUCUGCCGUACAGAGAGGAGGUCCAAUGGGAUGUGGACACCAUCUAUCUCACACAGGACACCAAAGAGCUCAACCUGCAGGACUUCGUCCACCUGGAGAACAGGGAUCUGGUGGCGAUCAUCGCAGCUCUAGAACACAACCACUGGUUCACUAAAGUCUCCACCAAAGACUACAAACUGCCGACAGAUGUGUGUGACCAGAUCCUCAGAGUGGUGGCUCGAUCCAGUCGGCUAGAAGAGCUGGUGCUGGACAACGCGGGACUGAGAAGUGAUUUUGCUCAGAAACUGGCCAGUGCGCUGUCACACAACCCAGCCUCCACGCUACACACACUCAACCUGAGCAACAACUCACUGGAGGACAAAGGUGUUUCUGCUCUGAGCGCUCAACUCGCCAAACUGCCCUUGGGUCUGAAGCACCUGAACCUCUCCAGGACCUCCAUGUCUCCUAAAGGUGUAAACAACCUCUGUCUGGCUCUCUGUAACAACCCGGCCGUCGCCUCCACCCUCACACACCUCGACCUGUCGGGAAACUCGCUCAGAGGCGACGACCUGCAGAACCUGCACAGCUUCCUGAGUCACCCAAACUGUCUGGAGACUCUGGAUGUGUCCAACAGCGACUGCUCUCUGGAGCAGGUGUGUACGUCUCUGCUCAGAGGAUCUUUGAAGCAUCUUUCUGUCCUCAACAUGUCAAAGACCGUCUUCUCUCACAGGAAGUGUAAAGAAAUCCCUUCGCCAUUUAAGCAGUUCUUCAGCUGUGCUCAGGCUCUGAGCUCCGUCAGUCUGUCGGGAACCAGACUGCCGGUGGAGGCUCUGAAAGCGUUGUUGUUGGGACUCGGCUGCAACCCAAACCUCAGUGACGUGUCUCUGGAUCUUAGCUGCUGUGAGCUGCGUUCGGGGGGCUCCCAGAUCUUGGAGGGUUGUGUCGCUGAGAUUCCCAACAUCACCAGUUUGGACAUUUCUGACAACGGUCUGGACAUGGAUCUGACCACUCUGCUGGUCUGGCUGGCCAAAAACCGCUCCAUCAGACACCUUUCACUGGGCAAAAACUUCAACAACAUCAAGUCCAAAAAUGUGGCUCAGGUCCUGGACAACCUGGUUCAUAUGAUCCAAGAGGAGGAAUCGCCGCUGACCUCGCUGUCCCUGGCUGAUUCCAAGCUGAAGGCCGACCUCUCCAUCGUCCUCAACGCUCUGGGCAGCAACACCUCUCUGACCAAACUGGACAUCAGUGGAAAUUCCAUGGGAGACAUGGGGGCCAAGAUGCUGGCCAAAGCCCUGCAGAUCAACAGCAAACUCAGGACAAUAGUGUGGGACAGAAACAACGUCAGCCCUCAGGGUCUACAGGACGUCGCUGCUGCUUUAGAAAAGAACUACACCAUUCGUUUUAUGCCUGUUCCCAUCAUGGAUGCUGCUCAAGCGCUAAAGGCGAGUCCAGAGAAGACAGAGGACGCUUUACUGAAGAUGGAGCAGUACCUGCUGAGGAACCAUGAGACGCGUAAAUACCUCCAGGAGCAGGCGUACAGGCUGCAGCAGGGAAUCGUCACCACCACCACGCAACAGAUGAUUGACAUGAUGUGUGUGAAGGUUCAGGACCAUCUGAACUCUCUGAGGUUCACAGAGGCCAACUUGGUCCAGGAGGACAUGAAGGUGGCAGAGAACCUCAUGAAAGACGCCAGAAACUCCAAGACACUGCUCCCCAACCUGUACCACCUGAAGAGUGUGGGGUCCAAGGGAGCGUGUGUUGGAGCCAUUCAGGACAAGCUGGAGUCGAUGGCUGGAGAGGUGGCUAGGGUAAUGGACGAACAGCUGCAGACAAUGAUGGUGUCCAUGGUGGAAGCUGCUGAGGGUCUGUGUCCUCAUGUGAUGAAGAGGAGCACCCUUCGCCCGGAGCUACUGAAGGCCGGAGCAGGGAGGAUGACCAUUCCUCGCAGCUUUAUCACCACCACGCUGCUGGAGCAGUCCGGGGUCGACAUCAUCAACAAGAUCAGUGAAGUGAAGCUGAGCAUGGCAUCGUUUCUGUCUGAUCGCAUUGUGGAUGAGAUCCUGGAGUCUCUUUCCAGAUCACAGCAUACUCUGGCCGACCAUCUGAUCAGGAAGGCUCAGCCUCUGCUGCAUCGGGAGCCGCAGAUGGAGACAGAGGUUCUGGAUGAGGUGGUUCUGCAGCCAAAGAACCACAAUCAGGAAGAGAAACAAAGCCAUGAGCGGGACCAGAAACAUGGGCUGGAGGAUAUGGACACCUGCACGAUGACUCCUAAGUCCAAGAGGAAGAGUAUUCUGGUCAGGAUGCUGCGGCCCGUCUCUGUGGCGUUUGAGAUGGAGUUUGACCUGGACAAGGCUCUCGAGGAGGUUCCUAUCCAUGUUGAGGACCCCCCUCUUCCUCCUCCUCCUACACAUCCAGUGGACAGAAUGUCGGCCUACUAUGGAGACCUCCCCCCUCCUCCUACUCCACCAGUUUGUUUGAGCGAGCUGCCCUCUGUGGAGCACAUGACGCUGGAGCAUUGCACCAAGUCCCGCCCAAAACCCAAGAAGAGGGCAAAACCCAGCCGACAGCCUCGAGAGGCCACCCACAGUGCGGCACCACAAGAGGCAGAGGAGAGCACCAUCAUGGGAAAGCUGGACGAGGGCCUGGAGGACUUCUUCUCCAAGAAAGUCAUUAAACUCAGUUUCAAACUUCCUAAUGUAAGAGGUUCGUCCUCCAACAUGCAGGAAGCAGCAGAUAAGAAACGUGAAUCCAGGAAGAGCGGUUUCUUUAACCUCAUCAAAUCCCGGACGUCCCGCUCAGAGAAAAGCCAUGGAGCUGCCUCCAUCACUCCACCCCACCCUGCCUCCUCCAACAUGGCUCCACCCUCUUCGUCUAUUAGCUCAGUGACUGAGGAAACGACGCCGACAUCCCCCACUCCUCCUGUGAAAAACCCUGGCACUGUGGCGGAGCCCCAUCAGGAGGUCCACAGGGCUCAACCCUCCGACCACAUGGAUUCUGGGAUGGAGGCCACUCCGACUGCCGCUGAACAUGCUAAGGAGGAGAAGGAAGAGGGGGGUGUGGGAGAUGUGGAGAAGAAGGUGAACCUGGAGAAGAAGGAGAAUGUGGAGAAAAAGGAGAACCCCCACAUCCCCCGUCAUAUUGGUGUUCCUGUGAUGGGCAUGGACCUGCUGGCUGAGAUGAAGGCCAGACAGGAGAGAAUGGCUGUAAAGAAGUCUGAGUCGCCAUCCUUGCUGGACAAGGUGGACGGUGACAAAGCCAAGUCAGACGUCCAUCAGCAGUCUGUGCCAGCAGACGCCGAUGAGUCCAAACCAGAGCCGGCUCCCAGGUCAAAACCACCCAGUGUCACCCCCAAACCGCCCCCACCACAUACCACCAAGCCCCCACUGGGGACCCGCACCUCUGGGCCCCUCAGUCCUGCCAGUCCUGCCAGUCCCAGGCCGAGCAGCGCCUACGUCUUCGACGACUCUGCUGAGGCUCCAGCAGGCAGCCCGCCUGCCAAAGGGCCACUUCCUGCUCCUCGCCUGAAGAGGGCGCCUUCAGAGCAGGAGAGAGAGAGCACCAGCAGCAACCCUGCAGGACCCCUGUCUCCACAGGACGUUGAGUUUCCUGUGGACGGCGAUGCGUUCGAGCCGCCCAGCGAUGGUGUUGAACCGGGCAUCGGUGGGAGACCGUGGUCGUCUCUGAAGAGGUCAGCAAGUCCUCCGGCUGCAAGGGAGGACGACCGAGAGCGAGCCAAGUCCCUCCCCGCCUACGUGAGCCCUCCAUCUCUGGCAGACUCAGAUCUCAGUCCAGCUGAGGAGGAGAUUCCCUCUCCGGCCACUGACCUCAAGUCUGACAGCAAAUCAGAGGACGAGUCCGACGACACUCCUUCAGUCUGACACCAACGAGAGGUUCACAGUCUCUCAGACCGACUGAACCGUUGGAGGUCAAUCACACAUGUACAAUCAGAAGCAGAGACAGUGGACAAUGAUUUAUUUUUUACUUCUUUACAGUUCCUGGUGAGGCACUCGUUGACAGAGGGGAAAGUAUUUUGCACGCGUCAGUGGAGUGUUCUGACCUUGGAUCAGUCCCAGCUGUCUGGUCAAAUGGAAGCAAAAACAGCUCCAUUACUGCCUUUGUCAACAGCUCCAAUAGGACCACAAAGAGCAGACCAGAUGGGUUUUAUUUGGUUCAAAGAUGAUCUGUAGCUGCUUAGAUAACCAGGUCCAGCAAUAAAAAGCUCAGUUAGUCCAAAGCACUGAGGAGAAUGACUCUCUAAGUAGGUCCAGACUGUGCUGUGGUGUGCAGGUAGACUGCAGCUGGUAGGUCAGGGGCUGCUCCCAACAGCUCUUCUGGAGAUAGGGCUCUAAAUAUAAACAUGUUCCAAAGAGGCUUUUUAUCCUGCUAACAUUUACUCUUUUGUCUUCAAACGGCAAACUGUCCACAAAUUAUAUGAUGUCACAAUUAGGAGGAGCUGGUAGCCGAGAAAUCCUGCAACUGUUUAAAAGAGGAACAACAAGGAAGAGAAACCGAAGAGAGUCCACACUCUCAGCUGCUAUAGCCAAAGUUCAGAUAUCAAAGUGACGUAUAGAUUCAGACGGAAACUGUUUGUUUUACCAACACUGUUUUAAUUUUCACUGCUAAUGGAGACAACCUGACCAAUUAAAAACUGCUGAGGGUUUUAUUCCAUUUCAAGGAAACAGAUUUGAUGACAUGCAUUGGAAUUAACUGUAUGUAGAAAAAAAACAGAUAUUAUAAUAAGCAAUAGGUUUAAUUUGAUUACAUAUAAUGCAAAUAUUUUGUUGUAUAUAUCACUAGUCAGGGUUUUGCAGGGUUUAUUUGUAACAUUCGUUGUGUCUAGUUGCUUUUUCCUGCAGCUUUCAGCUGAAUCUCAAGGUCUUCAUCAGCAGUGAGUAAACAUCCUGAUUAAACAAAAGCUUUUUUCCAUUGCAGUUAACUCCGAAAAAUUAUCCUGGCAAAACUGAAUUUAGAUCAGACAUAGAAUGGAUCACCAGAAUUUUUUUUCUAAGUAGCCUCUCAGGGCUUCCGUAUGUAACUUUAAAAAAGCAUUUCUCUGAAGGGUUUAGAUAAGUCCCAUUGUUCCUGAUGCUGUUUGUCUUGAAUCGGAAUGUUGUGUCAGCACACAUCAUGAAAUAAGACAUUCUGUUCUAUCUAAUCAGGUUAGAUUUAAGGACUCAAUGAUAGAAACAAAAAAUACUGUAACCAAACCGAUGGUUGAUCUGUAAAUACUGUUCAUGUCAACAUCACGGCAGGAAAACUGUCCCGAAAGGUUCAAUAUAUCCUAACUGGUGCCUUGUACUGUCCAGAAAGGCAAAUGAUACAGACGCCCCAAAUGUAAAGGAUAUGGUGCUAUAUCGUCAGUGCACUGUAUUUUGAACUUUUUUUGUAUCAUGAACACGUGCAAGUCAUAAACAUGGGAAUCCUUACUGUCCGUCUUACGUGAUGUGAACACGGCAGAACCCUCAGUGGGUGGAGACAACAACAGAUAUUUCUUUGUGGCUCCACCCACUGAGCUUUAACUCAAGCAGUGAGAUAAUUUCUGCCAAAAGCUAAACCCUGCUAUAAAAUACCGUAGUUUCCUUUCCACAGAAAACAUUUGGACUUUCUGCCAUUACAUGUCAAAAUGUCCUCUGUGAAUAUCAGUGUCAGUGUUUAUUGCCUCAGAUUCAUAUUUACCAUGUAGGUCAGUUAUCGACACUGCUGCUGUAUCCUCACCAUAACACACCGCUUAUUGCUGAUUUCUGUUAACCAUGUACUCCUGCACUUACUGAUGUAUUAUGUAUCAAUGUGAAUAUGUAAAUAUGUACUAACAUUCCUAUGAGGUUGUGUUUAUAAAAUAAAUGGGGUGUAUAUCAGUUAAAUAUUGUAUUAUGAGCAGAAAAUCGGAUUUAUUAUCAAUGAAACGUGCUGUUGAAUCUGCAUGGAUUUCCAUUUGUCAUACAUGGUGAUGGUUUUUAUUUUAUUGGGAAAUAUUUUUGUGAUUCUUUUUAAAAAAAAAAUCAGCUUUUUUUUUUUUUUUUAAAUUGACUUAAAUAAUGUGUUUUAUUGUUUAUAUGCCAGUGGACCUACAGGCCUGGAAAUGUGACAUCAAGCUGUCAAAUAUUUCUGUAUUUGUAUGUUCAUACCAAUAAAUACUGUUUCACUGUUUA
Molecule: messenger RNA, 6943 nt
Organism: Morone saxatilis (striped sea-bass)
Lineage: Eukaryota; Metazoa; Chordata; Actinopteri; Moronidae
Gene: carmil1
Product: F-actin-uncapping protein LRRC16A
Exons: 38
Coding region: 305-4672 (1455 amino acids)
Biological process (GO): cell migration; regulation of Arp2/3 complex-mediated actin nucleation
Cellular component (GO): lamellipodium; plasma membrane
Molecular function (GO): protein binding
Source: RefSeq, a predicted model, not a curated record